Zophobas morio is the source of this 1135-nucleotide messenger RNA. RefSeq names its product sulfotransferase 1E1-like. Lineage: Eukaryota; Metazoa; Arthropoda; Insecta; Coleoptera; Tenebrionidae. Gene Ontology annotation, molecular function: sulfotransferase activity. Gene Ontology annotation, biological process: sulfation. The transcript has 6 exons. Gene Ontology annotation, cellular component: cytoplasm. The coding region runs from base 114 to 1076 and encodes 320 amino acids. The record is from RefSeq and is a predicted model, not a curated record.
UGGUUCUUAUCACCUUUAUCAGCUAGCAGAAUAAAGAAGUGAGAUUAAGUGAGUACUUAUUUUAGUUGUGUUUAUUGUCCCCUCAGAACGUAGCGCUUGUAUUAAUUCAAAAAAUGGCAGAAAGCAACUUUCCUUUAACAGUUUCUGAACUAAGUGAAGAAGACCGAGAGAUUGCUAAAAAACUUUAUGCAGAAGAGUUUGUCCAAGUUGGCGAAAAAAAGUGGUUUACACGAAAGUCUUUCACAAAAUAUGGUCCUGAAUUUUAUAAUUUUUCGGUGAGGUCUGAUGAUGUUUGGUUACUGGGAUAUGAGCGAUCAGGUACCACUGUUUCUCAAGAAAUUGCUUGGCUUAUUUGCAAUAAUGUCGAUGUCGAUAAAGCAAAACAGCUCACACUUAUUCAGAGAUUUCCAAGUUUGGAGCAUAUCCUGUUUUAUAGUCCAGAAGAGUCCAAGGACGAGGAGAAAAAAAUAAGCGACCAGAUAGUGAAAUCGUACGCAGACCUGUCUGAAGCAACCGAGAAGCGUUUCAUAAAGUCUCACUUACCAUUUAGCCUUUUGCCGACAAAUCUAACAACAAGUGGUUGCAAGAUUAUCUAUCUUAUACGAGAACCCAAAGAUGUUAUAACUUCUAAUUAUGUCAUUUAUGAGAAGUUUUCGAAAAUUAAACCUUUUGUUGAAUUUCCAGUUUUUUGGGACGCCUUCAAAAAAAAUUUGGUUCUUUGGGGGCCAUAUUUCGAGCAUUUAAAAGAAGCAUGGAAGUUUAGAGAACAUGAAAAUGUACUCGUGGUGUUCUACGACGACUUGUUAAACGACCAGAAAGAGUGGAUCAAAAAAAUUGCUCAGUUUCUUGGAAAAAAUCUUAGUGAGGAAAAUAUCGCCAGCAUUUCAGAAUAUUGUAAGAAAGCUUUCACCAAGAGCCCCACUGCUGAUAAGACAGAUGAAGAAAAGUUUGUGAUAGAAACAGGAAAAUGGAAGAAAUACUUCAUUGGGGCUUUAGAAACGGAAGUUGAAGAUUGGAUUAACGAGAACAUAAAGGAUACGGGUAUCUGCUUUUCCUCAAAGGCCGAAAAUAAGUGAAGUUUUUAUUGCUGUUCAAUGUUCAUUUAUGUUACAAAACAAAUAUUGUCUUUGAUUCG